This is a messenger RNA of Tachysurus fulvidraco (yellow catfish), 4328 nucleotides long. It is a transcript of the gene gal3st4, whose product is annotated as galactose-3-O-sulfotransferase 4. Bases 299 to 1744 code for a protein of 481 amino acids. The record is from RefSeq and is a predicted model, not a curated record. Gene Ontology annotation, biological process: glycolipid biosynthetic process. NCBI's taxonomy places the organism in Eukaryota, Metazoa, Chordata, Actinopteri, Siluriformes, Bagridae. Gene Ontology annotation, cellular component: membrane. Gene Ontology annotation, molecular function: galactosylceramide sulfotransferase activity. The transcript is spliced from 4 exons.
CUCUUCAAAACACGCCCACUCACUCACUCACUCACUCCUCCUCUACCCGAAAACACACUCUCUCUUUCUCUAAAACAGACAAAGCGCGCCAUCAUCUCCAUCUGCUUUUACCCAGAAUCCGAAUCAGUGCGAAACUGGACCCGGGAACGAGACUCGUAAAAGAGCAGGCGUUACAUCCGCUGGCGUUUUAGCUGGAUUGCGUUCAUUUUCAUGGAUCGGUUGCGGGUGGAUUUGAAGCGACCCUUCCGAUCUUAGCCGACAUGCACCGGGUCUCUACCGACACCGGCCCGGCUUUAUCAUGCUGUUCAGGCUCUUUGCGAGGAGUAGGAGGAUGCGCUGGCUGGGAUGCUAUCGGCUCGGACCCAUGUGGAAAGUGCUGCUGGUGUUUGUGGUCAUCGCCUUUGCAGGCCAACUCCUGGGGGUCCUCUUUAAUAAAAGCUGGGUGCAGCCUGAGCGGCCUCGGUCUCUGUUCUCUCUUUCCGAGAAUGGCCAAGGGCCUCCUCUGGGUUCCUGUAGGCCCCAAACUCACAUCAUGUUCCUGAAGACCCACAAGACAGCCAGCAGCACCAUUCUCAACAUGCUAUACCGCUUUGGUGAGGAGCAGGGCCUGCGUUUUGCCCUCCCAAUGGGCUACCAGUUUGGCUAUCCACUCCCCUUUAUAGCACAAAGGGUCAAAGGGUACAGGGGUCCCCAUGUAGCCGAGUAUGACAUCAUGGGAAACCACAUGCGCUUUUAUAAGCCAGAGGUUGAUAAAGUUAUGCCUGCAAAUACUUUCUAUUUCUCCAUUUUACGAGACCCUGUGGCAUUAGCCGAGUCAUCCUACGCCUAUUACAAAAAUGUUGCCCCUGCCUUCCGACGUUCCAAGGGACUAGGCGACUUUGCAGAUAACCCGAACAAAUACUAUGAUCCCAGACUGCGCAAUAACCACUAUGCUCGCAACCUGCUAUGGUUUGAUUUUGGCCUUGAUCACAAUGCUAACUACUCCUUGGCUCUUGCAAAGCGUGGUGAAGCAGCAGUACGACGCAACUUUAAACUUAUCCUUCUGUCUGAGUACUUUGACCAGUCCAUGGUGCUGCUCCGACAUGCUCUCUGCUGGCCUCUGGAUGCUGUUGUGUCUUUUAGUCUAAAUGCAAGACAGCAGAUAUCCAAGAGCAGGUCAGGCUGGGUGGGGAAGGCAGCUUCUCCAGCAUCUUUGCAAUUGACAGAAGAGCAGCGUCAGAAGCUGCGUGAAUGGAACGCUCUGGACUGGCACCUGUACCAAACCUUUAACAGCACUUUCUGGGGUAAAGUUGAGAGAUUCGGUCAAGCGAGGAUGGACACUGAGGUGACCUUACUGCGGAGUAGACGUGAAAUUCUGGCCCGCAUAUGCCUGCGUGAUGGAGGUCGGCCGAUUGAAGCUAGUCUCAUUCGAGACAGGGCCAUCCGUCCCUUCCAGAGUGGCCUGGUUAAGAUUUUAGGGUAUGAAUUGCAGCCAGGUCUGGACAAUGCCACUAGGCAAGCCUGUCUGCGUAUGAUUAGGCCAGAAAUCCAGUACAAGGAUCUGUUGGAUCUUCGACAGUUUCCUCGUGCCCAACAACAUCCAGGAGCAGCAGGGGCUGGAAACGCACUUGCUGUUAAGAAGGAUUCGUCACUUCGUAGGACUGGACAGCAGGCCGGAGAAUCAUUAGAGAGGGAUUGGGAUGGAACCAUACUGGUUCGUAAUAAAUCCCAAGUACAUGUGGACAUUAAGGGAAAACUGAGAUAAUGAGUGAAAUAGCCACACUUGUUUUCCCAAUUUAUGGCUCUACUGGGCCUCUGCACUACACUACUCCGAGCUGGAGUUAGAUCCUGACUUGUAAUACUUGCUCAGCUUCUGAACUCCUCUUCAUCUUGCCCUCUUGAGGUAUCAUGCAUUAAAUCAUGUGAUUUUGAUGGUAGUGUGUAAAGAGCACUGUGUUGAGGAAUGCAGUGGAACAAAUACAAUGUAACUGGCCCUAUUACACAGCAGUGGGAAUGAUGCAUGCUAGGUGAUGUGUGAUGCAGUUCGUUUACAUCGUGGUGCAUGGUGUCGGUUUCUUCUACUGCUUUACUUGAGCUGCAAUAGUACAAAAGCAUUUUGAAUGCUACCCAUGGUCUCUCACUCCCACAAACACACUUUACAUUUCAUUUCACCCUCCCUCCCACACAGACAAUUUGGCAUUGAGCCACAUAGCACUUUUCAGAUUGACACUGCUUCUGUGCCUAGUGACAGCACUGAAAUAGAGCGUAAAACCAUCGACUGGCAUACAAAUACCACUAAAGCAGAAUCGUAGUUCCCUUACACUCUGGCACAAAUCUUUGAAAUGAAUGCAAAGAAAAUCAAUGACAUUGGUUUGGGUGUCAGCAAUUGAUUUAUGAUCAGUACACCAUGGCUUUGUAGUGCAGGACUGCAGGAGGGAAGGCACACUGUAUGGAAAAUAAGAGCCUUUUUUUGCAUUGUGUACCAUAACAGGACUUGUUCAUGGUCAUAACAUUGCAUAAUGCUUCACAUUUAUAUAAGCUACAUAAAAUUUCUCCAGUUGAUGACACUGAAGAAAUUUUGCAUACAUGAAACGUGUACUUGGUCCAUCAGAUGGAUUAGGCUAUUCCGCUCACUGUAAUCAACCUCUUGGCUCCAGUCUGAGGUUAUUUUCUCUUAUUUAUAUUACAGUUUUGAAUUUCUGUGUAUAAAAUGGUAUUUAUUUGUCAUUUCAGAUGAAUUUAAAUUUGAAUCAUUAGUAAUGAUUUAGAGUGCUUAAACAUUAGUGUAGUAUAAUCAAUGAUAUCAGUUCUGCCUUUCAGUGUUUCAGGUUUAUUUUUAUGGCAGUGAACCAAUACCACUUAACAUACUCCAUGUAGGUAGAAAUGUGCAUGAUUUUGCUAACCUGGAUUUCUAGUAAAAUUGGAGUGACAGAGAUGGUGAAUGUCAACUGAAUAUAAGAAAGCUGUGAAAAAAAUGAUCAAAUACAUAUGUGUCCAAAUCCAAAAUUGAGUGAUGCCUUACUUUCUGAAACUAGUUGGAAGAGGGCUUGAUUAUUAAUGCUUGAUGUAUUCAUGUUUUUUUUUCUUCUAAAAAAAAGCAUUUAAUGUCUGUAAUGUAUUUAUAGUUUUCUGAAAAUGCAAGCGUCUCAGUCUUGUGGUAUGUAGAAUGAUGGUAUGUAAAUUAAGUAUGAGUUUUACUGAAAUGCAUCGCACAGCUUGAUAAAGCUGAACAUAUUAACUGGUUGUUCAGCUUCCAUGUUUCAAUUUAUAAAAGUUUAUAACUUUUUCCAGUUCAGGGAUAAUUAUUAAACCAGAACACUCCAUGUGUAGUCAUUAUAAUUAUAGUAAGUGAUGUGAAGUGUAUGUUGAAAUAGUGCAUGUUUAUAAAUAGCACUCACUGACCGUGUUUAGUAGGAAUACCAUCAUCGCUGUUACUGUCACAUUACAUAUUGAUUUUGUAUUUUGCAAUACUUUUUUAAGAACAAAUACACUUGAGCCAAGGGCAGUAUCCAUAGAUGAGUUUUGGAGCCCGAGAAGAUCAAAACAAAAACAAUUCCAAUGUAAAAUCUGUUUGUUAUAGAGAUCUUUGUUUCUUUCAUACUCUAAAUCAAUAUCCCAUACUAAUGUUUGACACAAGAUGGCAAAUAGUAGAGGAAGAUUGAAAGUGUGUGCCAACUAAUACAGACACGUAUGCCAGCAUAUUGCAUGAUGGAAAUGAAGCUGAACACUAAUUAAGACUCCCUGAUCUCAACCAAAGCUUUGCAUCUUCAUAUGCAAAAGAUUUGUACUGUAUAGAGGCUGCAAUUUGUCAACCAGUAUAUACACAAGUACCUAACAGACGUUAGGGGAUUGUAAGAAAGCAAUAUGAUUUGAUUUGGAUGUGUUGUAGCAUUUUUAUCAACUCUUGCUGAAAUUGUUUUUUUUUUUGUUGACAAGAAUAGAGAAAGCCUUCAGCUCAAUUUACCUGCACCUGGCAGUUCAUAUUUGUUUUGUUCUGACAUGAUAGCAUUCCAAAAAAUAAAUAUAUAUAUUUAAAAACAAGACAGAUGACUUUUAGACAAAAAAAGGCCCUUAUUACCAGUCUGUUGGUGUUUCCAUUAUUGUCUACAUCUGUAUUAGAUUGCUGCUCUGUCAUAAUUCAUCUCAAGAGUAGAUAUCUUACAUUCGAAGUUGGUUCACAAAAGAAAACUUGAAUUUCCAUUUAUUCACUGAUGCUUUUCAAGUUAAUGGUACACCAAAGAGUUGCUGAUAUGUUUUAGUUAUGAAAUACAGAACCCGUGACUGUGAAAAUAGUAAUCCUAAACUAUAAUUGAGGGUUUUUUUUUGGUUUUCUGUUGCUCUUGUAUCUG